Molecule: messenger RNA, 435 nt
Organism: Rotaria sordida
Lineage: Eukaryota; Metazoa; Rotifera; Eurotatoria; Philodinida; Philodinidae
Source: the annotation of a GenBank genome assembly
AUGACAAUCAACUUACUUGUAUAUGCAAAUGACGAUCGUAUUGCUGAUCUUGUAUUUGAACCAGAUUUACUUUGGAAAAAUCAAAAUGUGACUCUAUCAUUUGUGAAUGGUGAUCAAGAAAAACAGUUACAUUUUCGUUGCAUAUAUUUUCAAUGGUUUUUAUCUACUCAUAUUCACUUCAAAGAAGUUCCGCUUAGUCACAGUGCUGAUAUUCGAGUAGGAUUCGGCCUAGAUAAACAACAAUCAUGGUCUCUUAUUGGAUCUAAUUCAGCUUUUUUUUCGUAUAAUGUCAAAUCUGGUCUUGAUACGACGACCAUCCUCAUAUGUCUGCUGAUAUUUACGGCCUGUUGCGCUCUAUUGUUAUUCACCAAAAAUCGUCGUAUGGAAUAUGCGACAAGAUCAAUGUUAGCUGAAGAACAAUUCAUCGAACCAUAA